Cydia strobilella is the source of this 3793-nucleotide messenger RNA. RefSeq lists its product as uncharacterized. Bases 210 to 1472 code for a protein of 420 amino acids. NCBI's taxonomy places the organism in Eukaryota, Metazoa, Arthropoda, Insecta, Lepidoptera, Tortricidae. Gene Ontology annotation, molecular function: zinc ion binding; nucleic acid binding. The record is from RefSeq and is a predicted model, not a curated record. The transcript has 3 exons.
GGACGGAAUAAAACAAGGGCGAAGUUUCUAUAAGGUACAAAGUUUGUGUUUGGUUGGUACAGAAAAGUGAUUUUUACCAGAAAAACAGUGAAUUGGAUCAAUAAAGGAAGCGUGAAUUGUGGCAAUUGAACUUAUUGCAGUUUUCAUUAAAAAAAAACGGGCAGGAUCUUCACUCAAUUAAAGACGUAAUACAUAAAUCAACUGCAAAAAUGGACGAAGCAUUGCAGGCGCGUGUAAAAGUCAGACAUCGUAGAGUAAAGGAAUUGACAGCGAAUGCUGCAGCUGUACUUGAGGGAGGAGAAGUGCAGUUGAUGGACUUGCUGCAGAUGCGUACCCAGUUAAGGCGGUCUAUUGAUGCGUUAGAGAAGGAGACUCUCAACUUUAUGCAGCAUUGUGGCAAUACUGGUAGCAUGUCGGAAGAGUAUAUGGCGGAUCAAAUAAUAGCGGAAGAUGUCCUAUCUCGACUAGACACUUAUACCGAGUUAAAUGUUAAUAGUGAAAAAGGAACAAACCCUGGCCAAGUUGCAAGGCUACCGAAACUAGAACUCCAAAAAUUUAGUGGAGAUUUCCUGAAAUUUACUGAGUUUUGGGAUCAUUUUGAGGCUAGUGUCGGGACAAGAAACCUAAAAAAUGUGGAUAAACUUUCUUAUUUGCUUGCUUCGCUACAAGGAGCUGCGUUAGGAACGGUAGAAGGAAUUUCCAUUACAAAUGAAAACUAUGAAGUAGCGGUCAGCAUGCUGAAAGAAAGGUAUGGGAGUAAAGAGAAGGUUAUUGAUGCUCAUUAUAAAGCCCUAAUGAAUAUAAGAAAGAGUAACAAUGACGCUACUAGUUGCAGACAAACAAUAAAUGCCCUCGAGAGACACUUACGUGUGUUACACAAUCUGGGGGAGGAUACCAACAGUAGUCACCUUCGUGUUCUAAUGACUGAUAAAUUUCCUGAAAAUGUUAUUUACCAAGUACACCUAUUGUCUCCUGAAGAUCAAAGCAUUGAAAAGCUGCGUAUGGGUCUGGAACAAGUAAUUACAGCAAUGGAACGUUCAGGUCAGAAUAACCAAUCUGGAAGUUGUGUAACAUCAAGCUCAACUCCAUCACUUCCAUCUACCUCAACAGCUUCAUUGACAGGAUUGGCAAAGGCGGGAUCAAAAAGAAAGUAUAUCUCAUAUCAACAGAAGAAGGGCGGUCAGCCGUCUAAAAAAAUCCGAAAGAAUUGCAUUUUUUGUGAAGGAACCCAUUAUAGUAACGAAUGUCGGAAAGUGGCGAAUCUAAAAGGAAGAAAGGAGAAACUAAAGGAUAGAUGCUACAAAUGUUUUAAGCGAGGACACAACGCUUCAAGCUGCAGAUUGAAGAAGAAUUGUUACUUCUGUAAAGGUGAUCACAAUAGUGCCUUGUGCCCGAAGCAAUUUAAAAAGACUAAGCCUGAAUUUAAAGAUACCGAAAAGGAUGGCAGUGGCGACAAUCCACAACAAGAAUAAGCAUCUACCUUGCAGGCUGAUUUUAGAUGGUGGAUCACAACGUAGUUACAUUACCUCAGCAAUAGCAAACAAAUUAAAAAUUAUUCCAGAUGGAGAAGAUUUUCUCACGAUGUACACUUUUUCGUCAACUUCACCGAAAACUAUAUGUAGCCCAUCAGCUGAAAUCAAAAUUAAAACAAAAAGAGACAUCAUUAAGGAAUUAAGAAUCAACAUAGUUCCUCAUAUAACAAGAGGAAUUCCUAUUGUAAAGAUUAAUAUAGAAAAGCCAAUAGAUUUUCUAGCAGAUGAUGACACCAGGGGGGAAAAUGUUGAUUUACUAAUAGGUAAUGACUAUUAUUUUUCGCUUAUUCGAAACGAGCGCAUUGAAAAGGAAAACAUGAUUCUUGUAGAUACAGAUUUUGGUUGGAUUGUAUCUGGGAAUGGCGAACAAAACAAAGAAUAUAAUACUUUAUCAGUCAUUACAUACUAUUGUCAGUGCCACAAUACCGAUUGUACAUACUUCAAUGAACCUGAUCUACCGCUAAGAAGUAUUGACAUGAAAUUCCUUUGGAGUUUAGAAAGCAUUGGUAUAACAGAUUCUCCCAAAACUACCAGAGAAGAAGAAGCUGUUAAAUAUUUUAAUGAAACUGUACAUUAUAACAAUGGCAGAUAUGAGGUCAAGUGGCCAUGGAUCCAAUACCCGCCUGAUUUACCAACCAAUUAUGGUUUAGCCUAUGGCAGGUUAAAAGGUUUACUGCGGAGAUCUGACGAGAGUACGCUCAGCGAGUAUGACCGAAUUAUAAAGGAACAAUUGGAUGCAAAAAUCAUCGAAGAAAUAGAACCUAAAACAGUACCUAUCUAUCAAGUAAGUCCUCCGGUACACUAUUUGCCACAUCAUAUAGUGAGACAAGAAGGAAAGAACGGGCGGAUCGUUUAUGAUGGUUCAGCAAAAAUAAAGGAAGGUAAUAGUUUAAAUGAAUGCAUGUACCGAGGUCCUUCGUUAUUAGAAGAUCUUACUGCGCUAUUGAUUAAAUUUAGAACCGGCAAAGUAGGAAUUACUGCAGAUGUUGAAAAGGCGUUCCUACAAAUUGGCCUCCAAAAUGAAGACAGAGACGUGACGAGAUUUCUCUGGGUUAAGGACCCUAGUAAAGAACUAACGGAUGAUAACAUACGCCAUUUCCGAUUUUGUAGAAUCCCGUUUGGGAUAAUUUCUAGUCCAUUCUUGCUAACAGCAUCAAUUCGAUACCAUAUAUCCAAAACAAAUGAAGCACUACUCACAAAAAUAGCAGACAAGUGCUAUGUUGAUAAUUUAGUGACAUCUGUUGAAUCCCUAGAUGAAGCUUUACGCUUGUAUGAUGAAACUAGGACAGUAUUUAAUGAGCUUUCAAUGAAUAUAAGAGACUGGGUGUCAAAUGAUAGUAAAUUUAUGGAGAAGAUCCCUAAGAACCAGUCUGGAAAUCAGUCAGGAAAAAUGAAAAUUCUGGGUCUAAUUUGGAACCUACAAGAUGACACUUUACAACUGAAAAUGGAAGAUAAGGCGCUUGAGACUCAAGCCAAUGAUGAACUAAACAAAAAGGAUAUCCUUAGAACUCUUGCUCGUGUCUAUGAUCCAUGUGGGUUUGCGUCACCUCUUAUUCUACCAGCUAAAUUACUGUUUCAAGACUUGUGCAUCCAGAAAUUUAAAUGGGACUCACCCUUACCAAUGAAUAUAGUUCAAAAAUGGAAGUCCAUUGUAGACAAAUUAAAGACAGCAAAAGAUAUAAAGAUCCCUAGAUAUGUGGCUGAAGACAUGCCGGUAGGUGCAAAACAAUAUGAACUUCAUGUCUUUACCGAUGCUUCCAAGUUCGCCUACUCAGCUGUUGCGUAUUUACGCACUCAUUGUAGAGGGACUAUUAAGACUGCGUUCUUAAUGUCAAAAUCGCGCGUGACACCUGUAGAAGACAAAGAAAACUUGAAGAUUCCCCGUCUGGAAUUACUGGGCUAUUUGAUAGGAAGCAGGUUGCUUAAGUACUUGAAGGAUAACCUGAAUCUGACAAUUAAUAAGCAGUAUUUAUGGACGGACAGCCAAGUCGUGCUUUACUGGCUUAGAACUAACAACUUACUGCCACCCUUCGUAAAAAGACGCAUAGAUGAAAUAAAUCAACUAAGGGAUGUCGAGUUCUGUUACAUACACACUAACGAAAAUCCAGCCGAUUUAGGGACACGCCCGGAGCUAUGGGAAGAAAAGCAAGCCUCUUGGUUUACAGGGCCACCUUUCCUCGUAAAAGAUUCAAAAUUCUGGCCAAGUAACAGGUACUUAGAACAAAAUACUCUUCUUUCGGCCGGGGAGGCUCUGGACAGUA